AUGGACCGGGACAAGAGCAUCACUACGUUCAUUGGUAACGUUGGCAGUUCUCUUGACUACAAGCCCACAGCAGAGGAACUUUCCGAUGUUUGCGAUCAACUCUUAAAGGAGCACACUCAAAUGAGCUCAAUUGGGAUAGCUGCCGCUAUAAAGAGCAUCACCUUUUAUUGCUUAGACAAAAGACUGAACGGUGAAAUAAGGCAAGGUUGUCUGGAAUGUAUUAAAGCCGUCAUGAAUGCAGAAGUAUGGGCAAUUUUAGCUGAGGAUCUGCGAGCAAUGCUCAUACAACUUAGAAAUAAACAGAUUUCCGCUGCAGGCCGGCUAAAAGGCUCCAAUACGUUAACAUUAAGGCCAACAAAAGGAUUUAGCCUGCAAGAAGACAAAGUCCGCAACGCAUGGCAAGAAAAUGGUGGCAAGAGGUCGAUACCGUUGUUUUAUGUCGUCCUUGCACACAUAGAACACCGUAAUAUUUCAUCGAACCUGUGGUGGGUCACGCCAGGUAUUCUGAACUUGAUGGAUGACACUACUGAUCUUGAGGGAAUUAAACUUCAGGGUGUUGUUUUGUUGAGGCAGUUUCUCACAGAAUCAAUAGACCUCACAGACGCUAAUCAUUUUGAUUUCGCAAACACUGGUCUAUUCGAAAUAUUCGAUUCUUCGCUAAAAUCCCUGUGGUACCACUUUCCGCCCUCAACAGAACCUAUUUUAACUGCAAAGAUCUGGGAUUUGGUUUUUUCUACGUACAUCCCUCUUUGCAAAGCUCAGUUUGCGAAAGACUGCGCUUCUUAUGAUCUUCACGUUAGCCAGUUCAUGUCAGAAAUUUUAUUACAGGCAACACUGCCUCGAAUAGCUGCUGAUUACAAGGACUUGACGGUGCAAGUUUUGCAAUACAUGGACACGAUUUUUGACAUUCUAGGCCCAAAAUCUGUUGUGCACCUACAGAGGGUCAUAUUCAAUAUUGGUGAACACAUCAUUCGCAACGCAUUUAUCACACUUUUCAUGCCACUUGUUCACCAGGUUCUCUCUACUCUUACCCACUUAGUUAGUGUCUGCCCCGAGGAGCGCAUUGUCGCUCACAAAUAUGACCUUCUCGCAUGCGCAUUGAUUUUGAGCGAGAAGUGCCGUCUAGAGGGCACUCUAGAUGGCCGAACUAGCGCCCACCUACGAAAGUUUUUGCAGGCUCUGCAACAAAACGGUUGUAUCUGGGACACAGAAGAGCGUCAAAAACUGACUUCAAUGGUGGCUCACAGUUUUGAAUUGCCUUAA
Messenger RNA from Lachancea thermotolerans CBS 6340, 1263 nucleotides. RefSeq names its product Tti2p (gene TTI2). The coding region runs from base 1 to 1263 and encodes 420 amino acids. The transcript has a single exon. The record is from RefSeq and is a predicted model, not a curated record. Lineage: Eukaryota; Fungi; Ascomycota; Saccharomycetes; Saccharomycetales; Saccharomycetaceae.